AUGGGAGAUUAUGAUGAAUGUUUGGAUGUCGUGAAUCCAAAUGAUAAGACUUUUCAAACUCAAUUUUGUUGGGCUCAUCUGAACUUAUCGGUGGAGAAAAUACUGGCAAAGUCCGAAACUUCUGUUAAAACUAUGUCAACCACUUGUGGAGCUGGGAAACCAACUGAUCUCAAAGUGAGCAUUUGUAUGCCUCGCAGUUGCUCAGAAUCUGAAUUGAAAUUGGCUCUGAACCAUUUGAGAAUUCUGCCGAUGACCACAAACCAAUACCUAAACAAUUCAAUGGAUCAGGACAAAUUUGUUUGUGACGUCACCUGUCGUCCAGUGGAUUUUCAGCCGGAUUUUUUGUUUUGGAUAGUUACAGUAGUACUUGGAACUAUUGUACUCAUCUGUCUUUUUGCAACUGUGUUCGAUUAUUAUCAUGAAAUUGAAAGGGAAAAGAUAAAACAACUAAAGAAGACUUCAAAUGAGGAAGAUGAUGGAAGUCUCAAGUUCUUAUUGGCAUUCUCUAGCUCACAAAUGGAAGAUCCCUCUUAA
Messenger RNA from Caenorhabditis briggsae, 534 nucleotides. Bases 1 to 534 code for a protein of 177 amino acids. The record is from RefSeq and is a predicted model, not a curated record. The transcript is spliced from 3 exons. NCBI's taxonomy places the organism in Eukaryota, Metazoa, Nematoda, Chromadorea, Rhabditida, Rhabditidae.